Molecule: messenger RNA, 474 nt
Organism: Oncorhynchus gorbuscha (pink salmon)
Lineage: Eukaryota; Metazoa; Chordata; Actinopteri; Salmoniformes; Salmonidae
Gene: mdfic2
Product: MyoD family inhibitor domain containing 2
Exons: 2
Coding region: 1-474 (157 amino acids)
Source: RefSeq, a predicted model, not a curated record
AUGAUCAGCAACAAGGUUGUGGUGAGUGGAGUGCGGAGGCUGAGCACCAUCUCUGAGCACGACCCAGACAAGGUAGAUACUGACCUCAGCUCUCAGGAUCCCAUGGGAGGCCGGGAGUGGGGCGGAUCCAGUUUCUCACUGUGUUCCAACAAGCACAUCAACAACAGUAGCGAUCACUUCUCCUCCUUCGAAUCCCAUCAGCCUGACGCCGGGGAUGAUUGUGCUGCCAUUCUACUGGCCUGCCUCUACUGCCGGUUCUAUGACAUCGUAGUUAUGGUGCCAGACACAUGUGAGAGAGCUGUAAGCCGCUGUUUCCCCUCGUUCAAAUACCUCAACGCGUCCAGGGAGCAGGAGCGGACCAGUGGCUGGUGCAACUGCAGUGUAGAACUGGACUGCAGCUGCUGCAACUCCUGUCAAGAGGGAGCCGAGUUACUGGAACUCGCCAUGGAGAUCUCUGAAGUCUGCUACCGAUGA